Closterium sp. NIES-67 is the source of this 675-nucleotide messenger RNA. NCBI's taxonomy places the organism in Eukaryota, Viridiplantae, Streptophyta, Zygnematophyceae, Desmidiales, Closteriaceae. The record is from the annotation of a GenBank genome assembly.
CCCGAAAUUCCCUUGGCAGAAAAGCGACAUCUGCUACAGUGGGACAGUGACAUCGCGUACCGGAAAGGAUCAACAAAAAUCUGGGUACCCAAUUACCCUCCUUUGCGCCAGUUACUACUCGAAGAAUACCACGACGUCCUGUACGCCGGACACUUCGGUAGCAACAAGACGCUCACCGGUAUCGCCAAACACUACUACUGGCCCCAUAUGGCAGACGACGUCCAGAAAUUCGUCACCUCGUGUGAUACAUGUCAGCGGAUGAAGAGCAGCAAGCAGAAAAAGGCGGGACUACUGCAGCCUCUUCCUGUCCCAGAACAACCAUGGCAAGUGGUUAGCCUAGACUUCAUCACCGGGUUACCACCUACCUCCAGCGGUCAUGACGCCAUCCUUGUCGUCAUUGACAAGUUCUCCAAAAUGGGACACUUCAUCCCGACACACACGACGGCACGCACCGAGAGACAGCACAGCUCUUCGUUCGUCACAUCAUCUCACAGCAUGGCAUCCCAACCACACUCAUUUCCGACCGAGACCCCAAGUUCACCAGCAAGUUCUGGAAGGAACUUAUGUCUCUCUCGGGACCAAACUCGCCAUGUCAUCCGCAUACCAUCCGCAGACAGACGGACAGACCGAGCGCCUCAACCAAAUUGUUGAGCAACUCCUCCGAGCAGCCUGCAA